This is a messenger RNA of Acanthochromis polyacanthus (spiny chromis), 2854 nucleotides long. Its product is annotated as zinc finger protein OZF-like. NCBI's taxonomy places the organism in Eukaryota, Metazoa, Chordata, Actinopteri, Pomacentridae. The record is from RefSeq and is a predicted model, not a curated record. Gene Ontology annotation, biological process: negative regulation of transcription by RNA polymerase II. Gene Ontology annotation, cellular component: nucleus. Bases 549 to 2789 code for a protein of 746 amino acids. The transcript is spliced from 8 exons. Gene Ontology annotation, molecular function: RNA polymerase II transcription regulatory region sequence-specific DNA binding; DNA-binding transcription repressor activity, RNA polymerase II-specific.
AUGAUGGCUCGUGUCCUUGUUCCUCUUUUAGCACACAUCACACAGUAUUACAAUGAAGAAGAACAUUCAAUCAUCAAAUACAAUCAUUUUCAUAACAAGCUGCUGUGGAGGCAAAACCUUUUUGUUCUUUGCAAUAAAUCUUUUGUUCUUUUAUUCAGAGCUCUGAAGGUACAGGUUACACAGAGUGCAAAGCAGUCUAUGUGUCAAGUCAAACUGGAAGGAGCUGAGAACUCAAAGGAGAAGCAUUUACGCACAGGUCCGACACUCAGCUGGGGCGGAAACAAUCUGCGGCUGCAGGUUUGCCACCGGCGGCAAAAAAAGGGGACACACGCAGCACUGAGGAGGAACUGAGAAUGAAUGACCGCGUUCAAACAAAGUGGCCGUGAGUUUCUGUUGGGAAAGCAUCAAGAUCUGCGGCAAACUGUGCAGGAUUGCCUUCAUCUCCAAAAUCCGGGUUGCAGCCGGUGAUUGGCAGGAGGAGGAGAGUCUGACGGAGGAGCAGAGGAAUGUUGGCAGCCAUUUAGUCUGAGCUCAACAACGGAGGAAACAUGGAUUCUUCACAAAAAAAAUGUAAACACAGCAAUGGAGUGAGAUGUAAGACCUCUGAGGAGGAUAAGGAUGGUUCGGCAACAACAGCAGAAAGAGAUGAAUCACUGAGUUGUGCGCAAUGUGGCAAGACUUUUAUCACAGCAACAAAGCUAAGAAUUCACAAAUGUAUUCACACUGUGGACAAAUCAUUCAGCUGUGAUCGGUGUGGAAAGGCUUUUACUACCAAGACUCUGUUAAAAAGCCAUCAACUCAUUCACAGUGGAGUUAAACCAUUCAGCUGUGAUCAGUGUGGAAAGGCUUUUACUCAGAAGAGUUACUUAAAAAGACAUCAACUCAUGCACAGUGGAGUUAAACCAUUCAGCUGUGAUCAGUGUGGAGAGGCUUUUACUCGGAAGAGUCAGUUAAAAAGACAUCAACUCACCCACGGUGGAGUGAAACCAUUCAGCUGUGAUCAUUGUGGAAAGGCUUUUACUGACAAGAGUUCGUUAAGAAGUCAUCAACUCAUUCACAGUGGAGUUAAACCAUUCAGCUGUGAUCAGUGUGGAAAGGCUUUUACUCAGAAGAGUAAUCUAACACGUCAUCAACUCAUACACAAUGGAGUUAAACCAUUCAGCUGUGAUCAGUGUGGAAAGGCUUUUACUACCAAGACUCUGUUAAAAAGCCAUCAACUCAUUCACAGUGGAAUUAAACCAUUCAGCUGUGAUCAGUGUGGAAAGGCUUUUACUGACAAGAGUAAUCUAACACGUCAUCAACUAAUGCACAGUGGAGUUAAACCAUUCAGCUGUGAUCAGUGUGGAGAGGCUUUUACUCGGAAGAGUCAGUUAAAAAGUCAUCAACUCACCCACGGUGGAGUGAAACCAUUCAGCUGUGAUCAGUGUGGAAAGGCUUUUACUGACAAGAGUAAUCUAACACGUCAUCAACUAAUGCACAGUGGAGUUAAACCAUUCAGCUGUGAUCAGUGUGGAAAGGCUUUUACUAAGAAGAGUAAUCUUGCAAAACAUCAACUCAUUCGCAGUGGAGCGAAACCAUUCAGCUGUGAUCAGUGUGGAAAGGCUUUUACUGACAAGAGUAUGUUAAGAAGUCAUCAACUCAUUCACAAUGGAGUUAAACCAUUCAGUUGUGAUCAGUGUGGAAAGGCUUUUACUCAGAGGAGUUCGUUAAGAAGUCAUCAACUCAUUCACAGUGGAGUUAAACCAUUCAACUGUGAUCAGUGUGGAAAGGCUUUUACUCACAAGGGUACUCUAACAAGUCAUCAACUCAUUCACAGUGGAGUUAAACCAUUCAACUGUGAUCAGUGUGUGAAAACCUUUACUCAACAUGAACAGCUGUUGAUCCAUCAAUGCCCUCAUUCUGGUAGAAAGCGAUACCACUGUGACUCCUGUGAUAAAACAUUCAAGCACCAACAGAGCUUAAAAUGUCACCAACGCAUCCACACUGGACAUGAUGUUUACCGAUGUGAUUACUGUGACGAACCAUUUGUAUUGUACUCACAGUUAAAAGCUCAUGAAGUGACCCACACUGGGGUUAAACCAUACAUUUGUGACCAGUGUGGGAAACGCUACUGCUCCACUGCAUACCUCAAAGUUCACCAACGUGUCCACACUGGGGAGAGACCAUACAGAUGUGAUGAGUGUAAGAAGACUUUUACAACUUUGGGUUCCCUGAAACAACACCAGCAGAUUCACACCAGAAAGAAAGCAUUCAAUUGGUGUCACAGUGAGCAGAACGGAACAGAUGGACAAAAGUCUCAGACUUGUCAGCACUCUGCCAAUGGUGAACAGUGCUGCUUUGACCAGUCUGGACCAACGUCCAACCAACAAGAAACCCUAAAACGACACCAGCGUAUGCACACUGGACACAGACUGAACCCCUGCCAAGAAGAUUUCUCCAUGCAGGGUUCAGUAAAAGUUCAUGAAGUCCUCCACAAACUUAAAGUCCUUGAGAUCCGGCUUCACAGAAUUCAGGAGAACAAUGUGAUGAGUGCACCGAGAGAUCCAAUACAGGGAGCUUUCCUUUUUCAAAGAUCAUUAGAAGGACAGAAGACAAAAAACCUAUCAUCUGGGUCAGGUGGUCACUCUGCAGCACAAGGAGUACUAUCCCACAUUGGAUCUGAUGUUAAUAUUUCCCUUAGACAUGGUGUUUCUUCAGUGGCGUCCCUGCACAACAUGGAAAGUCUUGAUGGAUCACACUGCCCUGGAGGAGGAGGAGGAGGAGGAAGAGGAGGACCUCGUUCACAAUGACGACCACGCCUGAAACCUGCUGUUCAUGAAUUUUGUUAUUUUGCAAUAAAGCACACUGUUCAAAA